AUGAACAUCACCAGUUACGUGACGUCCGAGCGAGAGUCAGCUCUGCUUGUUGGAGAUUAUAGUGUCUACCGUGCGCAAGCGACACGCCGAAUCCACUCGCUCAGAAAACGAAUGGGACAGACCACCCCGAAAGGGCGCAAAUACAUCCCAAAGGCGCCAGUCACCGCCGAUGAUAUACAACGUGACCAUGAAUUCGUUAAUCUCCUUUUAAUGAGUGCUGAAAGGGCUUGGGCUGCUGCUAUGGCCAUGAAGAAGGCCCAGUCCACAGAAAAUACUCAGAGGAGAAUGCCGGGAUCCACGAAGAGACAGAUCUAUUCAAGGCUUAGCAAGGCAAUACAAUACGCGGAGCAUUUACAGAAAUGCCUACAAGACAAAGUACUGUCCUGUGUGAAUGAUACAGACAAUCUGGAAGCAGCAGCCUACCUCGCUUUGAUGCGAGGGGCCCUACACUUCGAGAAGGCUCGAUGGGAACCAUGUAUUAGAGAAUACUCCGUGGCUCGGGUGAUCUAUGCGACGCUGGGCUCUGCUUCACGGUUGGAUCUUUUCAAGGAUCUACUCUCAAACACUGUAGAUCCAAGCAUACGAUACGCUGCAUAUCAGUUGAGGUAUUCGAGGACUAAGGCCGUUUCUGAUAUUGCGAUCGAAGGAUUUCCGCAGAGCAAAAGCGAGCUGCUGGGGCAGAUCAAGAGCUUGAAUCCUGACGCGCUCCUAACCAGCGAAGCAGCUGAAGCAAAGGGUCAGAAUGCCUCGUAUGAUACUCCGUCAACCAUUACCUGGAGGGGGCGAACAGUUAAGAUUGAGGAUGCUACCAUAGCACAAGCAAUCGAAUCAGCCGAUAGGAAGGAAAGGGAACUUGCCAAGCUUCAUGCAAAGGGUCAGAGUGACGUUAGAGAACUCACAGCAGCUUAUGACGACGUGAUCAACGCUCGACAAGAAGCCGUGGACGCGACGAAGACCGCAAUCGAAGAGUUGAUGUCUGAGGGAAUGGAUACGAGCGAUACAAGAGUGCAGUCGCUCCAGGUCACACGAACUGCAGUCAACUAUGCUGUUAUUGAAUUGAUGGUUGGACGAAAUCGGCAACUCUGUGGCCAGUAUGAUGGUGCCACUUUCGAACGUACUUUUUCCAAGCGGUCUCGUAAACCCAGAAAGGAUGGCACGAACCGUGUCCUGCGUGAAGAGAGUACCAGCGUGCAAGUUGCAAAAUUGCGCGAAAGAGUGGCUCUGUACGACUCCAUCCUGCAAAGUAUCGAUGCUGUAGGGGACUUGUUAGGCGUUGCCGGAGAUCUGAGCUUUAUGGAAGAGCUUUCAACUAAAAGGGCCUAUUUCCGAGCCUUGAAAUGCCUCACAAUUGGUCGUCGUUAUGCUAUCUUGGGGGAGUUCAGAAAUGCACUUGCAUUAUACGCUCGAUCACUGGAGCUAACAAGUAGCGUUCUCUCUACCCACUCGAUCGAAGAAACAGAAGCAAGCCACGGCCUGUCAAAGCUCGACGUUACUUCAAAAGAUCUCCAGAGAUUUCAUGGUUUGAUCGACGGUACUGUGUCGCAGUAUCGAGCUUUGGUAGAACUUAAGGACCUUAUGGAACAGCAGAAAGCUUCAGCGAAAGACAUAUACGUGCCCCCACUAGUCGAAAGACUCGGAGAGUAUCCAGCUGAGGAUAUUGACUUGAUGAAGUUGGUAAACUUCCCACCGAAAAUCCAACCAAUUCCCGUCAAACCCUUGUUUUUCGACCUUGCUUGGAACUACAUAGAUUAUCCCGGCCGUGCCAUGUCAGGCGUAAAUGGUGCGCCAGCGGCUCCGGAAACAGCAGCAGAGGUGAAGAAAGAACCUGCUAAGAAGGGCUGGUUCGGGUUUGGACGCUUCGUCAAGACCCUCACGGGCAAGACCAUCACCCUCGAGGUCGAAUCCUCCGACACGAUCGACAACGUCAAGAGCAAGAUCCAAGACAAAGAGGGCAUUCCACCGGACCAGCAACGCCUGAUCUUCGCCGGCAAACAACUCGAAGAUGGCCGCACCCUGUCAGACUACAAUAUCCAGAAAGAAUCAACCCUCCACCUCGUCCUCCGUCUCCGUGGCGGUAUCAUCGAACCAUCACUCAAAGCCCUUGCUAGCAAGUACAACUGCGAUAAGAUGAUCUGUCGGAAAUGCUAUGCUCGUCUGCCGCCUCGGGCUACGAAUUGCAGGAAGAAGAAGUGCGGGCAUUCGAACCAGCUGCGGCCGAAGAAGAAGAUUAAGUAG
Endocarpon pusillum Z07020 is the source of this 2235-nucleotide messenger RNA. RefSeq lists its product as uncharacterized. The transcript is spliced from 5 exons. Bases 1 to 2235 code for a protein of 744 amino acids. Gene Ontology annotation, molecular function: protein binding; structural constituent of ribosome; 7S RNA binding. Gene Ontology annotation, biological process: SRP-dependent cotranslational protein targeting to membrane; translation. The record is from RefSeq and is a predicted model, not a curated record. NCBI's taxonomy places the organism in Eukaryota, Fungi, Ascomycota, Eurotiomycetes, Verrucariales, Verrucariaceae. Gene Ontology annotation, cellular component: ribosome; signal recognition particle, endoplasmic reticulum targeting.